Messenger RNA from Camelina sativa (false flax), 5539 nucleotides. Lineage: Eukaryota; Viridiplantae; Streptophyta; Magnoliopsida; Brassicales; Brassicaceae. The record is from RefSeq and is a predicted model, not a curated record.
UUUGUAACACUAUCACACACACAACACUAAAUGUAGCAAAUUCGUAGCAUUUUCCUCACCUUUAGACUAAAAGUUUUUUUAAUUUGUUUUGUUUCCCGAUUUACCUUCUUUCUUCUCUCUCUCGCGUUUCUGUCUCUCGUCUCUCUCUCGGUAGAUCGAUGAUUUUAAUGGAAAAAGCUUGAGAGUUCUUGGUAGAAUUGAGAGGUAAAGCAAAGCGUCUUUCACCGGAGAUAUCAUCAUCACCAUCGACGGUGGCAGCUCAUCAAUUGGAGAGGGUUUUUGCUUCACCAAAUCGGAGAUUGAAUUGGCCAAUUCUCGAAUUGUUUGGUUCAAUGAUGCGAUGAAUUAGAUUUGUAUUAGCAAAAUUAGGGUUAUAUGUUGAUAGUUGUUUGAGAAUUUGUAGUUUGAUGAGUUAGUUUUUGUCGAAUUGGAUUCGGCACUUUCCCUGUUUGUUUAAAUUGGAUGCAUUCACUGUAUGCUGAAUCUCGAGAUGGCUUUCUUUUGUUUUAAUGAUGAUUGGGGUGAUCGAAACGUGAAAUCUUAUAUAUUCCUAUGUUGUCGUAUCUUGAAUUGAAAUUUAUUAUACUGACUUUAGAACCUUUUCUUAAUGGAACAAGUGAAUGAGGGUAAGAAGAAGAAACCUGUUCGUCGUGGUGGUGAUAAGCGAAAGAGGACCACUGAGAAGAAACCUGCUCCAAGAGCUAAGAAAGCUCGAGCAACAACCAAACCACAGGAAGAGCCUGAGUACUUUGAGGACAUACGUAAUCUGAUUUGUGUGAAGGCUGCAUUUCCAGUGGGAAUUGAGUUUAGAUGCAGUUUAUGAUUAAUUCAAUUGGGAUUUUGAAAGUCUUGAAGAAACGUUAGAGGAAGGAGGAAUUCUCUAUGGCAAGAAAGUCUUUGUUUUUGGCUUUGCAGAACAUUAGUUAGUGAUUGGAGUAACUUCAUUGGGGAUUAGGAGCACAAUGAGCAGCUGAAAAGACUGGAUUCACUACAAGUAAGAAAGACUUGACUUAGCAUUUGAAGAACACAAAGAGGUUCCUCUGCCACAGGGGUGACUCGGCUUCAGGAGGAUGAGCUGUUCUAUAAGGUGGUACCAUCUCAGAAUGGGAGGAUCUUCAGACUCGGGGGCAGAAACUACAUCCGCUAGCGUGGAGAAAGCUCAGCUGGUGCAGUGGAAAAGAUCUUUCUUGAACAUCAGCUCACAUCUCUUCAAGAGCAGCUGGCUAAUGUUGUGGAAUUUAUGAAGCAAUAUAUGCCUGAAGGUGGCUCACACUCUUUCCCAUCGGCUCAACCAACUAUUGGUACGGGUGCAUCAGUGACCAGCCCAACUCAAGCCAACAACAGGGACAACCGAGAUGCCAAUCCUGAAGAUGCUGACAUCCAUCUCAGUCAUCCCACUAAUGUGCCUGAUGAGACUCAUGAGCCAGAAGACGAUGACGGUGAUGCAUUUCAAGGUAGUGCCAUCCUCUGAUGAACACUCAAUAGCAGCUUUCUUUAACCCCUGCUCGUUUGUUAUAAUACUCUGAGCAGAGUCUUUUGGUUUAUAUCUCUGCUCUGUACUGUGGUCUAAAACUCUGUUUUCUAUUACCGUUUACAAAGUAGCAAUCGAAACUAAUUGUUACAAUAACGAGUAGCUAACUCUUUCUGAAUAUCCGAAGCUAGCUGUGAAAAAUAUGCGACAAACUUCUUGUCCCAAUUAGUAACAAGUUAAUGACAACCACCCUUGAAGAUUUUUGUGAGUAUGUAGCCACAACAAUUUUUGUCACGUUUCGUAACCAUUUGCUACUAAUAUGUUUGAUGAUAAUUGUCUUAAACUGGCGUAGAUAAUUGUAUCAAUUAGUAGCAAAUGGUGACAAGUUCGAUAAUUGAUUCAAUUAGUAGCAAAUGGUGACAAGUUUGGCUAUAUCUAAUCUGUAAUAAAUAGCGACGAAUUGCGAUGAAGGGGUCAGCUUGUGACGAGUAAAUAAUUACUAAUUAUUUUUGUAACAAAUCUGUGACAAUUUCUUUUUGGCUACAGAAAACAAGUUAUUUCUACACAUUUUUUUGUAACUAUACAACUUAUUUUUACUAGUGGAUACCCUAAAUUUUUUUUUUUUUGCAGCCGCUUUCUUUCUCUCUUCUUUCUCUCUGUUUUUUUUUUUUUUUUUAAACCAUCUCUUCUCUUCAUGGCUGCUGAAACAGUCAACGUCUCUCAAUCUGUUCUUCACGUUAACAUGAGCAACAUCACAAAGCUCACUUCUACCAAUUACCUGACAUGGAAAGUUCAGGUCCACUCGUUGCUUGACGGGUAUGAUCUUGCCGGUUUUCUCGAUGGUUCCACUCCGGCACCUCCUCAAACCACCACAACUGCGAAUCAAGUUACACCGAAUCCAUCCUACGCAACAUGGCGCCGUCAGGACAAACUCAUUUACAGUGGUUUACUAGGUACUCUCUGUUCCUCUAUUCAGCCGUUGGUGUCUUCCGCCACUUCUUCCAACGCCAUGUGGAAGACGAUUGCUGCUACCUAUGCUAGUCCAAGCUGGGGGCAUAUUCAACAACUUCGGAUCCAACUAAAGCAAGCCACCAAGGGUGACAAAACCAUUGACGACUACAUUCAAGGCUUCCUCGUUCGCUUUGACAAACUCGCUCUUCUCGGCAAACCUGUCGAUCAUCAGGAAAAACUCGAAUACAUUCUUGAAGGCUUACCCGAAGAUUAUAAGACUGUGGUGGAUCAAACUGAAGGACGUGAAACUCCUCCUUCUUUCCUUGAGAUUGUGGAGAAACUUCUCAACAAGGAAGCCAAGCUGUUAGCUGCCUCCUACUCUGCUUCUCGACCUGUCCCAAUUUCUGCUAAUGUUGCUUCCUCUGGUCCCCGAUCCUAUCAAGGCAAGCACCAGUCUCGUCAGCAACAACACUGGAACAACAACAACAAUCAAUACUUCUCUCGACAGGACCAUCGUGGCACCAAAGGAUAUCAAGGUAAGUGCCAGCUGUGUGGAAUUUUUGGACACAGCGCCAAACGCUGUCCACAGCUUCAUGCAAACCAGUCUGGAUCCUCCAAUGGUUUGCUCCCUUCUCCAUUUCGUCCGUGGCAGCCUCGUGCAAAUCUCGCUCUUGCUCCUUCUCAACCGUCCGACCCUUGGAUCAUGGACAGUGGUGCCACCCACCAUAUGACAAGUGAUCUCCACAACUUAUCUCUCCAUCAUUCGUAUCAAGGUGGUGAUAAUGUCACUGUUGGUGAUGGCUCAGCCCUCUCCAUCACACACACUGGUUCACUCUCUCUACCUUCAUCCUCCCAACCCUUAACUCUAUUUCACUCUCUCUACCUUCAUCCUCCCGACCCUUAACUCUAAAUAAUGUUCUCUGUGUUCCUCAAAUUCAUAAAAAUCUCAUUUCUGUCUAUCGCCUGUGUAAUGCUAAUAAUGUUACGGUUGAAUUUGCCCCUGCUCAUUUUCAGGUGAAGGAUCUGAGGUCGGGGUCCCGUUGCUGCAAGGCAAGGCUAGAGCUGAGCUUUACGAGUGGCCUACUUCUCCAUCACCCAUAGCCUCAUUUUUUGCUUCGUCCUCCACCAAACCGUCCAUGGCUGAUUGGCACUCUCGUUUAGGCCAUCCGUCUUCUUCAAUUCUUCAAUCUCUUAUUUCAGCUUUUUCUCUUCCUUGUUCUAAAUCUCCCUCUCUUAAUAAUUUUUGCAAUGACUGUGCUAUCAAUAAAAGCCGUAAGCUUCCUUUUUCUCAAACAUCAAUCACUUCUACUCGUCCCCUUGAAUUUAUCUUUACGGAUGUCUGGACUUCUCCUGUCCUCUCUAUUGACAACUAUAAAUAUUAUCUCGUUCUUAUAGAUCACUACACACGUUAUACCUGGCUAUAUCCACUUAAAACCAAAUCGCAAGUUCGUGAAACCUUCAUCCCGUUCAAAUCCCUCGUAGAAAAUCGAUUCAACACACGAAUUGGUACCUUGUAUCCUGAUAACGGAGGCGAGUUCAUUGCGCUCCGGCCGUUUCUCUCCUCCGCUGGCAUCUCCCACUUCACGUCUCCACCGCAUACUCCAGAACACAACGGCAUCUCUGAACGGAAGCACCGACAUAUUGUGGAAACUGGACGUACGCCUUUGCCACAGCGGUUUACCUCAUCAACCGCCUUCCCACACCAGUUCUUGACAUGUGGUCUCCAUCUCACAUUCUCUUUGGUGCUCCUCCCAAUUACUCAAAGCUUCGUAUCUUCGGGUGUCUCUGUUUUCCAUGGCUUAGACCCUAUGCGAGUCACAAGUUGGAUAACCGAUCCACUCCAUGUGUGUUUUUGGGUUACUCAUUAACUCAAAGCGCUUACCUCUGCCUCCAACCAAGCUCGGGUCGAAUAUAUGCAUCACGCCAUGUCAUCUUUGAUGAGAAGAGUUUCCCUUAUUCAAGUCUCACCACCCCGCAACCAGCAGUCCCGAUUCCUUCUCCAAAUGUAUCCAAUCCACCAGCAGUCUCCGUUAUUCCUUCCUCUCCGCCACUCGUAACGCCACAGCUACUACCACCGGGACCACCGAGCUCCGACCUUUGCCCAGGUAUGAUCUCGGAAAACUCAAUCGACUCCUCGCCUCGAACAGCUUCCAAUUCCCCUGAAGCUGCUUCGAGCGCUGGCACCACACGCGAUAGCGAAACCCAAAACACAUCUCCCAUUCGACCCAUUCAUAAUCCACUAUCUUCUAGUCAGGCCCAAACAGGCACAAGCCCACACUCAACCUCUUCUUCCCAGGCCCAACAAACAUCACCAUCCACGUCACCUCAUUCUUCUCACCAUACUGAAUCCCCGCAACCGUCUCCCUCCCUGUCACCGGAACCUGCUCCACAGCCACCUCCUCAAAAUCGCCACACUAUGACGACCCGUGCCAAAAAUAACAUCACCAAGCCCAAAUCUAAGCUCAAUCUUUCCGCUGCCCUCACAACCAUUGACCGUGAACCAGGCCCUAAAAGACAAACGAUGGAGAGGGUCUAUGUCUGAAGAAAUUGAUGCGUUUGCUCGCAAUCAAACCCUUGAUUUGGUUCCUCGCCCUUCAAAUAAGAACAUUGUCGGAUGUAAGUGGGUCUAUAAAAAUAAAUUUCUCCCUAAUGGUUCUCUUGGCAGGUGUAAGUCUCGUCUCGUCGCCAAAGGCUACAACCAACAGUUUGGCCGUGACUACACCGAAACUUUCAGCCCCGUGAUCAAAUCUACAACACUUCGCUUGGUCCUUGAUGUUGCUGUUCAACGUUCGUGGCCAAUCCAACAACUCGAUGUGAAUAAUGCGUUUCUUCAGGGGACAUUAAACGAAGAGGUGUACAUGGAGCAACCUCCGGGGUUUGUUGAUCCAGACAAACCAAAUUACGUAUGUCGGUUGAAUAAGGCGAUAUAUGGCCUCAAACAAGCUCCACGAGCCUGGUACACUGAAUUGAAGACUGACCUUUUCUCUCACUUGGAUUCAAAAACUCAUUGGCCGAUACAUCAUUGUUUGUUCUUCAUCAUGGUAUGGAUUGGGUCUAUCUAUUGGUAUAUGUCGAUGAUAUCUUGAUAACAGGCAAUCAACGCUCCACAAUUCAACA